UUGCACCAUCACACAUUAUAUUUCGGAAUACAGAUAACAUAAAUAUUUGAUGCACGUUAUCUAUGUAGUCGUCGACUCGGCAACGUUAUCGCGGUGAUAUCAACCGGAUAACGGUUGAAGCAACACUUCUAACCGCUGUACACCCGAGCAACUUGUUCUACACCUCUCCUCCUGUGUACCUGUGUACCUGUGUACCUGUGUACCUGUGUACCUGGGUGUCGGGAUCUACACCAAUAUCUAACACCAAGUGUUUGUCUGGUGCAGCAGACGAUGAAGGGAGCCUGGUGGUCCUGGGUGGUGGGUGUGGUGUUGGUGCUAGGCUGCGCCCUCACUACCCUCUCACACCCUCAACUUCUCGAGGACGAUUACUAUGAAGUAUUCGGAAACCCAAAUGACACAACUACCUCUGACACUACUACCGAAUUUACUUACAAUUCUGAAACCACCACAACCGAGCCUUCCACUACAACUGAGCCUUCCACUACAACCGAGCCUUCCACUUCAACUGAGCCUCCUAGUACGACUAUCACAAAGGCUUCAACUUCAACUGAACUACCAACUACUACAUCAACAUCUUCUACCACAACCACCGCAGUUCAACUGCCUCAAACAGACGAAGCCUUGUUCCAGCAGACCUCUGAUGUCUUAACUGACAUCAGCAAAACCCUCGACACACUCAUAUCCAAGAAAAAACACAGUAAGAUGUCACCCAUACGUCAUCCAGCUGGAUGGUGGCGGAUGCGGUCCCACCCACGCGCCCUCGCCACUCUUGUACCAACACCACCUGACGCUUGUACGGGUACCGGUAGUGAUUACUACACAUGCGAACAUUUGAUAAAUGAGCUAAACUACACGGAUUCUAUUGUGAAUUUUUUGGUGAAUCAAACCGGGUAUUGGAACAUUAUUGCAUUCGAGCGCCUUCGACAAAGAGAAGUUGAUCUGAAGUCAGCAGUGGAUGACGCGCCCGAUAGUCUCAGUGACAUGGUCAACACAAACUUCUGGAAUUAUGUCAGCAGUGUUAAGAACGAUGUGCAUGAGGGAGAAAAAGUCACACAACAACAGUUGGAUGGGAUCAAAAAAACUAAGACCGACAAAAUUGUGUUCGUAUCUGUUAUGGGAACGAUGGGAGGCCUCAUGAUCAUCGCUGUUGCAGCUAUUCUGGCCUUCUCCUUCUACAAGAACAAACCUGCCAAGAAGCCCCAGAAAAAGGAUAAGCAAGCACACCUUGACGACGAUGACAACAAGGACAACAACUAUAUGGACAUGCCACCAAGAGCAGAUCCCAACCGCAGGCCAUCUUCCUCCGGGGAUGACAUUUAUACCAGAGCACACGCUCCCAUGCAACACCGUCAUUACUCUGCUAAUGACUACAAGAACAAACCUCUACGGGAAUCACACAGCAGGCCCAGCACGCGGCCUGGAGGAUACUCGAGGGAUGGUUACAGAGACUAAAAUGUUUAUUACACACUUACCCAAAACCUUAACAAAUAUCACAAAUAAUAUUACAAAGUGUCCCCAUACACUGUCAGUUGUUGAUUAGCGUAAAGCUGAAGGACUUUCAUUUUUUGGAAUUCAUCUAAUGCAGCAUUUCUUAAGAGUUCCUUGGAACCUGAAGUUAACUAGGUGGUGCCACAAGUGAUGAAUACAUAAUAAAAUACAUUUUAUUGUGUAUCUCAAAAAAUACAUUUGCAUUCUAAUCAUAGGCAAAUGUGUUUUUGAGUCUUUUUGUGUUUAGUUUUUCUCAUCUAAUCAUUGUCAAGAGCAAAGACAAAUUGUCGUCAUUCAGUUAACAAUGAAAUCCAUGUGUUUACCUAAAGUACAACCCAGAAUUAUUUCAAGGGUACAAAGGUUGAGGAAUGCUGAUCUAAUGUAUCCUUUCAAAGAUUUUAAAUAUUAUGUAGUUAAAAUUAGCUAAUGUGUAGAAAAACUAAGCAGAGAAUGUCAUUAAUGUAGAUACUGCUUUGCAUGUAAAUGCAUUUAACAAAUAUAACCUUCUACAGGCCACAUCUUUACUAGUCUACUCUGUUUGGCAUUAUUAACCAUCGUUAUGACACCUCACACCGGGGUACAUGGGACUUUAAACAAAUUUAUGCAAGAAUAAAAAAAUUAUAUAGCACUCAUUCUUUCAAAGAGUGAUGAUAUUAAUCAAUAACAUCAUUCUUCCAAAGAAUGAGCGUUAAUACUAAUCAAUAACAUCAUUCUUCCAAAGAAUGAGCGUUAAUGCUAAUCAAUAACAUCCACAUUGAUUAAUAUUAACAAUUUAUUAUGUUACUAGUUUCGUUUUGGUGGUAGACUUGAGAGCUCUCAACCUCUUGAGCAUUAUUUAGACCACCAUAAUAGCUUCUUAGCAAGUACACUUCAGUCCUACCUUGAGAUGGUUCCAAUGAACAAUGUCUUCCAAUCACUGUAUAUACUGUAUUUAUAUUAUAAUACCUCUUGGUAUUUUAAGAUGUAUUAUUAGUACUUAAUAACCUCUUAGGCCAUUAAACAAUGUGACAAACAAAUGUUACUAGAAACCAUGAUGUGGAUCAGGAGAUCCAGAUAAACAAGGCAAGUCUCAAAUACUGUAUAGUGAAGCAAAACAAUACAAGGUUUAAAGAGAAACUGAUAAUCUCUAAAACAAAACCUUGAUAUUUUGUUCUGGAUCAAGCCCCAAUUCCUGUCAAGAGUACAGUAUAUCAAGUAAGUGUCAUCACUGCAACUUGGAGGGCUAGCCAAGGAAACGUUUACUUGGGGUAAUACUAUCUUAGGCAGCGGGGCUUCCUAAACUGCCAAAUAGUUCACCCAUAGGUGAAUUAAAUUAUUUUGGGGGUUUUUGUUCGUAUGACAUUUAAAUAUAAAAUUAUACAUAUGGGAGAGCAAGACGUAAAUUACCAAAAACGCAAGAUAAUUUAGUCGCGAGUGAAUGACAUUUUGUGAUAAAGACUUGGGGUGAAUGAGACUGUUAAACAAGCAAUGCCUUAGUGAAUACAUGCAUAAGAUGCACACUUACUCACAUCAUAGCAAGGGGACCAAAAAAUUAAGAAUAAUUUCUCAUCAGAUACCUCUGUAAAUAUAACAAAGGACUGACCUGGCUGAAAAUCAUUUGUUAGAAAAGAGAACCUUAACUUUAUUCUACAUAAGGGAUAGGCAAUAGAAACAUUAAAACCAUAGCACAAUUUCAUUCUGGUGCCCCCCCCCCCCCCCCAAGUCAGUCUUCAAUUACCCAAGUGAAUGAUAAGUACUGUAUUACCUGUACUGUGGAUUACAUCUUAUUCUACAAAUGGUUAUAAUAAUUUUUACCAAAUAACACCUUUGUUAAGUUUUCAUUCAAGCACCUCUACUAAUUAUUUACCUAGUAUGGUUAAGGUCACACUGGAUGUUAUGUGUGGGAUGAGUAUUAUCUCGGUAACUAAAUUCGGCAGUUUUGUUGUAAUUUGUCUAGCAGUUACUAUCUUAGAAAAAAAAAAAGAUGCUGUCCUCAAGAAAAUCUUGCCAUAUUUUCCAGCAGAUAGGAUGCAUGUCUUUUAUCCACCACAAACCAAACAUACUAUACAUAUUUACAUGCACAAAAUCUCACGUUUCCUCCUACAAAAUUAUGUUAAAAUAAUUUUUAAUACUGUAUAUGGUGAAACAUGCUUUUGGCAUUUGUGAAUAAAGUAUUAUUCACAAAAGUAUCCUUGUAAAUUAGGUGCAUCUAAUAUGCUGGCAAUUACAACUGGCAUCGUGUGUUGCUGCAGUUCAGGAGAAAAUAAAACCGAUUUCAGUGA
Procambarus clarkii (red swamp crayfish) is the source of this 3749-nucleotide messenger RNA. RefSeq lists its product as uncharacterized. Lineage: Eukaryota; Metazoa; Arthropoda; Malacostraca; Decapoda; Cambaridae. The record is from RefSeq and is a predicted model, not a curated record.